Messenger RNA from Fusarium pseudograminearum CS3096, 4560 nucleotides. RefSeq lists its product as uncharacterized. Gene Ontology annotation, molecular function: protein serine/threonine kinase activity; protein binding; ATP binding. The transcript has 2 exons. Gene Ontology annotation, cellular component: phosphatidylinositol 3-kinase complex, class III, type I; nucleus-vacuole junction; phosphatidylinositol 3-kinase complex, class III, type II. Bases 1 to 4560 code for a protein of 1519 amino acids. The record is from RefSeq and is a predicted model, not a curated record. Gene Ontology annotation, biological process: protein targeting to vacuole; autophagy of peroxisome; macroautophagy. NCBI's taxonomy places the organism in Eukaryota, Fungi, Ascomycota, Sordariomycetes, Hypocreales, Nectriaceae.
AUGGGUCAAGGGUUCUCGCUCGCGACGCCGUCCGUCGGUUCUGCGGGUAUUGACAUCUCUGAACUGAGCGAUGUGCAGUAUGAGAAGAGUAUCGGAAAUGCGAGGUUCAUGAAGACCAUCCGUGGUCGUCACGAGAAUGGUCUAGUACUCGUCAAACUCCUUGUAAAGCCGUACCCGGAGGUCAAGCUAGAAAAGUACAAGAAACAGAUCAUCGAGCAGCACAGAGCGAUAGCAGACGUUCCCAACGCCCUCGGAUUUCAGCGCAUCAUCGAGACCGAAUCCAACGGUUACCUUGUCCGCCAGUUCCUUUACAGCUCGCUCUACGACCGCCUCAGCACUCGACCGUUCCUGGAAGAUAUCGAAAAGAAAUGGCUGGCCUUCCAGCUUCUCUGCGCUCUGCGCGACUGCCAUGCGCGAGAUGUCUAUCACGGUGAUAUCAAAGCGCAGAAUGUCCUCGUGACGUCCUGGAACUGGUUGUAUCUGUCGGAUUUCUCAUCCGCUUACAAGCCUGUUAUGCUGCCCGACGAUAACCCAGCUGAUUUCUCCUAUUUCUUCGAUACGUCUGGUCGCCGCACAUGUUAUAUCGCCCCCGAACGAUUUUACGCCUCUGGGGAGGCACCGCCGCAGAAGGCAAAGAUGACAUGGGCAAUGGAUAUCUUCAGCGCUGGUUGCGUAAUCGCGCAAAUGUUUCUAGAGUCCGAGAUGUUUAGUCUUGCUCAGCUGUACAAGUACCGUCGUGGCGAGUACGACCCUGUCAUCACGCAUCUGAGUGUUAUUGCAGAUAAGGAUAUCGCCGACAUGAUAGCACACAUGAUUCAGCUUGACCCCGAGAAACGAUACUCGGCAGAGCAAUACCUGGAUUUCUGGAAAGGCAAAGUGUUUCCGCAUUACUUCUACAAUUUUCUGCACCAAUACAUGGGGCUUAUAACCGAUCCAUCGUCAGGCAACAACCCCAUGUCAGGUGCUUCGAAGAAUCUUGGAGAAGCUGAUGAGCGAAUCGACCGCGUAUUCUACGACUUCGAUAAAAUAUCAUAUUUUCUCGGCUACCAGCUUGAGAAGCGAACCUCGCAGGAAUUCAAACCAUCUUCCAGGCUGAGCCUCUCACAUUUCCCUGUGCGGCUCAAUAUACCGAACCACAACCAUACGGUGUCAGCUGCUCUAGAACCGCCUGAGGAUGACGGGACAUUAAUAUUCUUGACACUGAUUGUGUCUCAACUAAGAAAUACCGCACGCGCGUCUUCCAGAAUCCGCGCAUGCGACGUGCUUCUUGCCUUCUCGGAAAGGCUUACUGACGAAGCCAAGUUGGAUAGAGUACUGCCGUAUCUGAUGACGCUUCUCGUACCAUACGAGACAGACCUGGUGCUAAUUGCUGCUAUCCGAACCAUUACUCAACUUCUGGAGCUUGUGAAGAUGGUGACCCCCAUCAACUCCCAUGUUCUGGUAGAGUAUGUAUUGCCUCGUAUGGAAAUAGCACUGAGCUCUCGUGUGAGGACACCCAGUCCGCUAGUCAGAGCAGCAUAUGCUUCUUGUCUGGGAAGCCUCGCGACGACUGCUCAGCGUUUCCUCAAUAUGGCGUCGAGUCUUCGUCCUGACGGCUCAAUACCUAUCUCAGACCCCGAGGUCGAACCGGGUGCAGAUGCCAAGGCGAAUUUCGAAAGUGUUUUUGACAAUGCUGGUCGACAACUCUUUGAGGUUCUUGAAAGCCACACCAAGCAGUUGGUUGAAGACUCUGAUAAUUCGGUUCGAAGAGCAUUUCUGGCCUCGGUGCCCGAAUUGUGCUACUUCUUUGACGAUCAUUCGAACGAUGUCCUCCUUACUCACCUUAAUACGUAUCUCAAUGAUCGUGAUUGGACACUAAAAUGUGCCUUUUUCGAUACAAUCGUGGGCAUCGCAAUCUUCGUUGGAAGUACAAGCUUGGAGGAGUUCAUGCUACCUUUGAUGAUCCAGGCUUUGGCUGAUACUGAAGAGAAUGUAGUACAGGCAGCACUUCACUCGCUCGCCCAGCUAGCCAGACUAGGUUUGCUGUCGAAACCCAAGAUCUGGGAACUGGUUGACCUCAUCAGCCGAUUCACCAUGCACCCAAACCUUUGGAUACGGGAAUCAGCAGCAGAAUUCUUGUCAGAGUCAGCGCGAUUUUUGGAACCUGCUGAUAUAAGGUGCAAUUUGAUGCCUCUUGUAAAGCCGUUCCUGAAAAUAGAGGUUCUGUCUGACUUCCAAGAACUUACUAUCCUUGAUGCGCUCAAGAGACCUUUAACGAGAAACGUCUUCGACCAAGCAAUCACAUGGGCUUUGAAAACAGAGCGCGGUGUUUAUUGGAAGCCACUGCUGUUCGGUUACAAGGGGUCAGCAUCAAGUCGAUCUUCCCGAGAAUUGGCGCAAGGCUCGAUGGGACGAGUAGCUCGCAAUGACGAAGACGAGCAAUGGUUGGCGAAGCUCAGAAACCUUGGACUAAAACAUGAGGAUGAGUUGAAGCUCGACGCUCUGCGGGAAUUCAUCUGGCGCCUUAGUAAGAUGAAGGCACGAGAUGCUUCAACCGCAGACGGUAGCACAUCUAACGGGGUGGUAUCUCUAAAGACUUUGGGGGUCAAUCCCCAAACUGUGUUCUUUAACGAUGCGCCCCUUCGUGACCCCAAGGCAGUUGUGGAUCUCGAGCGACCUGAAGAGCCAUAUACCAUUGCGGAUGCUCUUUUAGACGCCUCAAUGACCAUUGAUGACUCGACAGGUGGAAAGAGGAAGGCUAACACUAACCGCCGGGUACAAAGUGUUGGGCCGCGCUCAUCAGGUCGUUUCCUUUCACCGACUACUGCCGCCCGAACACACUCUAGAACGGCAUCAGCAUCGCAUGCAGGAUAUACAGGUGACGAUGGAUCCACCCAGGAAUCAUCGUCAUCUAGAAGUGCGAUCCGACAUCAGGCAAGCGCGCUGAGCUUACUUGACCGCAAAGACAAAAACAAAUCAAUUGCACAAACUGGUACUACUGACACCAAUGCAUUUGGUGAAGUUGAAGGACCCUUUGCCCAAGCCUCAGCGGAACAAUUGACAUCUCCUGAUGGCAAAGAAGGAGACACUGUACGGCCCCGAGUCUCAAAGCAUAGCUACGAAGGAAACGACCCAAAUAUUCAAAGAAUGUUGGACAACAUGUAUGUGGAUAAUUUCCCUCGUGAUGUUAUCGAGUUUGGACCUAUUGUCACGCCUAUCAAGAAAAGCAAGGCAAGCCGCGUCAGCAUUCAACCUCGAGAGGAGCCUUGGAAACCCGAAGGUCAGCUUGUCGCAACUUUCGCCGAACACAAGAGCGCUGUCAACAGGGUGCUGCCAUCGCCUGACCAUGUCUUCUUUAUAACAGGUGGCGACGACGGCACCGUGAGAGUUUGGGAUACAGCCCGACUCGAGCGCAAUAUUACACACCGCUCUCGCCAAGUCCAUAAGCAUGGUGAUAACACACAAGUCGUUGCUCUCUGUUUCGUUGAAAACUCGCAUUGUUUUGUGAGCUGCGCGUCUGAUGGCAGCGUGCACGUGGUCAAGGUUGACACAGCCUCUGCUAGUGGUGUGGUCAGGUAUGGUAAGCUGCGUGUUCUGCGUGAGUACCAACUACCGGAUGGCGAGUUCGCGGUAUGGUGCGAGCACUUCAGACAAGAAUCAAACUCGGUCCUCAUCGUUGCUACGAAUCGUUCGAGGAUCCUCGGUCUCGAUUUGAGAACCAUGGACCUCCUUUACACUCUCGAGAACCCAGUACACCAUGGGACACCUACUUGUUUCUGUGUGGACCGAAAGCGGAACUGGCUUUGUGUGGGUACUUCUCAUGGAGUAGUCGACCUUUGGGACUUGCGUUUCAAGAUGAGACUCAAGGGUUGGGGUCUCCCAGGCAAAGGAUCGAUCUACAGGAUUUGCAUACAUCCUACUAAGGGUCGUGGUAAGUGGGUCUGUAUUUCUGGAGGAACCGGCCAAGGUGAAGUCACGGUCUGGGAUCUGGAGAAGACGGUCUGCCGAGAGAUCUACAGGGCCGGAGGUAGCAAGGACGGUCUAAAGGGGUAUGAGGCAUGGGAUGUCGAUGAAGACAAAAGAGAAGGAAUGCUUGGACGAUAUGCUACUGAUAUCGAACCGAGCGAAACAGCGAACGCCGAUCGAGGAGUUCGUGCUAUGGUUGUUGGCACCGCAACUGUGGAUGAUUCGAGAGAUGUUAGACACGCUUUCAUCGUGACUGGGGGCUCGGACAAGAGAUUACGGUUUUGGGACCUUUCACGGAUGGAGAGCUCUUUCAUCUACAGCGGUCUCACACCAGACCAAGCUAAGCCAACCUACACCACAUCACACCCCACAACGGCGCUGGCACUGAACAUGGAGCGAUUUCCUCGACAAGCACCGACAGCUCCUAAUGCGGGCUCUGGAUCUAAGGCUAAAUCCGCGAGUGCGCGACCGCCAAGAUCGACAGUGAUUUCCCUCCAACAGCAGCAACUGUUGCAGUCACACAUGGAUUCUAUUUUGGAUGUGGCGUUGUUGGAGUUUCCCUACACCAUGAGUGUAUCGGUGGAUCGAAUGGGUGUUGUGUUUGUGUUUCAGUAG